This is a messenger RNA of Nanorana parkeri, 610 nucleotides long. RefSeq names its product alpha-crystallin A chain. NCBI's taxonomy places the organism in Eukaryota, Metazoa, Chordata, Amphibia, Anura, Dicroglossidae. The record is from RefSeq and is a predicted model, not a curated record. The transcript is spliced from 3 exons. The coding region runs from base 57 to 578 and encodes 173 amino acids. Gene Ontology annotation, molecular function: structural constituent of eye lens; protein folding chaperone. Gene Ontology annotation, biological process: lens development in camera-type eye; protein refolding; response to heat.
UAUAUAAGGGGGAGGGGUGAUGAGUGCGGGUCAGCGUCUGUCUUCACCUCUCAGUCAUGGACAUCACCAUCCAGCACCCCUUGUACAAGCGUGCCCUGGGGCCCUUCCACCCCAACCGAAUCUUCGACCAGAUCUUCGGAGAAGGAUUCCUCGACUUUGACCUCUUCCCUUUCUUGUCUUCCACCGUCAGCCCCUUCUACAGGCACAGCCUAUUCCGAGGAUUCCUGGACUCCGGCAUCUCUGAGGUGCGCUCAGACCGGGAUCGUUUCACCAUUAGCUUGGACGUGAAGCAUUUCUCUCCCGAGGAUCUGACUGUGAAGAUUGUGGAUGACUAUGUGGAGAUCCACGGGAAGCACAACGAGAGGCAGGAUGACCACGGCUACAUCUCCCGGGAGUUCCACCGCCGCUACCGCCUACCCUCCAACCUGGACCAGUCCUCCGUCAGCUGCUCACUCUCUGCUGAUGGCAUCCUGACCUUCAGUGGACCCAAAAUGAUGUCCGGCCUGGACUCCAUCCACAGCGAGAGGCCCAUCCCCGUGUCCCGAGAGGAAAAGCCCACCUCCGCCCCCUCCUCCUAAAUACGAGGGGUCCCCCGGAGCCCGCUCAUCAU